UUAUGUACGCGAGACAGCUCUCAAAGGUGACAACGUUGUAGCCUCUGACGAUUGCUUGAAUCCAAAUUUGGUCUCUUUUCCCCACCCCCGCCAAAAUGAAGGGAUUCACAACUGCCGCGCUCGUGGUAGCAGCCGCCACCACGGCGCUCGCGCAACAAUGCGCCGAUGUUAUCACCCCCAGCUACACUGCUCCUCAGGUAGCCGCUGGCUGGCAGGCACAGCUUGUCGCCAAUGGCUUCAAGAAGCCUCGCACAGUUCACGUUGACAGCGAGGGUGCCCUGCUCGUCCUGGAUGCUGCUGUUGGUGUUUAUCGCGUCACAUUCAAGGACAAUGGCGGCACAUGCCUGACGUUGACCGAGAGCAAGCUUCUGGUCAACAACACAAGACUCACACACGGCAUGGCCUUUUCAGAAGAUGGCAAGACCCUGUAUGCCUCCUCCGUCUCCCAAGUUCUCGCCUGGGCCUACGACGCAAAGGCCGGCACCGUCAACGCCGAACCCGCCGUCGUCAUUGACAAUAUGGCCAACAACGACCAGACCACUCGCACCUUAGUCAUGUCCAAGGCCUCAAGCAAUUGGCUAGUCGUGUCCCGCGGCGUCGACGAGAACUUUGACAUUGAUGCCCUCGAUGCCAACAGCGGCCACGCGCAGGUCAAGGCCUUUGACCUGAGCAAGUCCGGCAACAACCCCUUCGACUUCAACACGGAUGGCAAGCUUCUUGGCUGGGGUAUUCGCAAUGCUGUCGCUGUCGCAGAAGACCCCGCUACAGGUAACGUUUGGGCGAUGGAUAACUCCAUUGAUGAUAUCACACGCAACGGUGUUGAUAUCCAUGCCAAUAACCCCGGCGAGGAGCUCAACCUGCUCGGUACCAUCGCGAACGAGACCGACGCCGGCAACUACGGUUACCCGCGCUGUUUUGCUGUCUGGGACACCAGCAUCCCGCUCAACAGCUCUCUCAACGUCGGCGACCAGUUCUCCAUGGAACAGAACUCGACAAUGAACGAUACUCGCUGCCACAACGACUACGUCGCUCCCCGCCUGACCUUCCAGUCUCACUCGUCCCCCGUCUUCCUCAAGUUCAACAACGACGGCUCAAAGGCUUUCAUGUCUUUCCGCGGCAUCAACCGCCCUAACCCCGUCGGGUACGCCCUCACCGCAGUCGACUUUUCCAACGGCGAGCCCGUCGCCAAGAGCGACUCGACCGACGCGCUCAAGAACAUCAUGUACAACAAGGACCUCAGCACCUGCCCCGAUCAGUGCUUCCGCCCCGUCGGUCUCGCGUGGGACUCCAAGAACCGCUUGUUUAUGACCUCUGACUCUACGGGCGAGAUCUACAUCCUGCAGCAGACCGACGCUACACCGACAUCGACGACUCCCGGCACCAUUGUCACCGGCACCGCGAGCGCGACUGCCAAGCCUGAUGCUGCCAGUGGUUUUGCGCCGUCCCUUGGUCUUGGAUUCGCUGCGCUGGUGGCGGCGACGUUCUUCGCUUUCUAGAUUGAUGCAGAGAUGAAAAUGGGGAAUGGGAAGUGAAGCUCUUGGAGAAUACG
Molecule: messenger RNA, 1549 nt
Organism: Colletotrichum acutatum
Lineage: Eukaryota; Fungi; Ascomycota; Sordariomycetes; Glomerellales; Glomerellaceae
Product: glucose sorbosone dehydrogenase
Exons: 3
Coding region: 96-1496 (466 amino acids)
Source: RefSeq, a predicted model, not a curated record